Messenger RNA from Magnusiomyces paraingens, 894 nucleotides. RefSeq lists its product as uncharacterized. The record is from RefSeq and is a predicted model, not a curated record. The transcript has a single exon. Bases 1 to 894 code for a protein of 297 amino acids. Lineage: Eukaryota; Fungi; Ascomycota; Dipodascomycetes; Dipodascales; Dipodascaceae.
AUGUUUGCAUCAAUCAAUAACAAAACUUACUCUCAAAUGGUUUUCCUAAGAGACUUUCAGCAUGCUCGGUCUUCGUUGGGUGAACCCUCUGUUGUUAUGAAUGAUGACUAUAGCAAACCUAAAGAAGAUGACGAAGAUGAUACAGAUAAUGACGAAAUCAGCGACGAUGGUGAGGAUGAUGAUAAUAACAAUAAAAAAGAAAACUUUUUGGCUUUGUUUAUUUUAAAUCAUUUGGACAUACAGAAACUUCAAUCUCUAACAGGAUUGACUUAUAAAUCUAUGAUUAAAUGUAAAAUUGACAAUAGCAACUAUCUAAUUAUCUUUCAGCCACAACUCGAUCUUUUUAAACGUUUUAAUAAAAAUGAAUGGGCUGCAAGGAACUUUUUAACCUUACUUAGUGACUUCCGCUUAAAAUCCAAAUAUGAUUUGUCGUUAUAUGAGAAAAAUUCAAAGGCAUACUUUGAAAACAUUUAUAAACGAUUGGAUUUGGCUUGGGUUUUCCCAAAUCUCACAAAAAUUGUUAUUUUUGUCAACCAUAAAAGCAUUACCUCACUGGUAUUCCAUCACCAUAUCACCAACAAAAAUCAAAUUAUUAGAUCAUUUCAUACCCUUGGUACUCCUGAUGGUUUCCCAUUUAUUUUUGAAUUUAAACCUACGGAAAUUUUUUUGGGGUUUAAGAUUGCUGUUUCGGAGGUUGGAAUCACAGGGCUAGCCAUUGUUACUGAUAGUAGAUGUAGUCCAUGGUAUGGGAACUUCAGCAUUACUACAGGUGUUUUUGGAAGCUUCGAAGAUGUCUUGGUUCGUGAUGGGGAAAAGAUUGUUGCUGUUUGCGGUGUAUCAGAUUAUGGAAUAAAGUCGUUAAAUCUUUUGAUGUUGCCGUCGAACAAUUUUUAA